Messenger RNA from Ctenocephalides felis (cat flea), 866 nucleotides. RefSeq names its product eukaryotic translation initiation factor 3 subunit F (gene eIF3f1). Lineage: Eukaryota; Metazoa; Arthropoda; Insecta; Siphonaptera; Pulicidae. Bases 18 to 866 code for a protein of 282 amino acids. The transcript has 5 exons. The record is from RefSeq and is a predicted model, not a curated record. Gene Ontology annotation, cellular component: eukaryotic translation initiation factor 3 complex, eIF3m. Gene Ontology annotation, biological process: translational initiation. Gene Ontology annotation, molecular function: metallopeptidase activity; translation initiation factor binding; translation initiation factor activity.
UUUUAUCUUUUGCAAAAAUGGAACUUAACUUGACAGUGCGUGUUCACCCAGUUGUUUUGUUUCAAAUAGUUGAUGCUUAUGAAAGGCGAAAUGCAGAUUCAUUGCGUGUUAUUGGAACCCUUUUGGGUACUGUGGACAAAGGUGUUGUAGAAGUAACAAAUUGUUUUUGUGUACCACAUAAAGAGCAUGCUGAUCAAGUGGAAGCUGAAUUGAAUUAUGCUUUGGAUGUAUAUGAUUUGAAUAGAAGGGUGAACGCAACCGAAAAUAUUGUAGGUUGGUGGGCUACAGGCAAUGAAGUUACAAACCAUUCCUCAGUCAUUCAUGAAUACUACAGUCGGGAAUGCACAAAUCCUGUACAUUUAACACUUGAUACGUCCCUGCAGGGCGCACGCAUGGGUCUACGUGGCUAUGUAUGCGUUACUUUAGGUGUGCCUGAUGGAAAACCUGGUUCCAUGUUUACACCCAUCAAUGUUGAUGUUGCUUGCUAUGAACCAGAGGUUGUUGGUCUACAGCUAUGCCAAAAGACAAUGAAUGCCAGUAGUGGGCGUAAUCGUGCUGGUGCAGGAACAGUUCAGCCAAUGAUGGAUUUAGCUCAAGUAGCUGAAGCAUCAUCCAAAUUGCAAGGUUUAUUGGAACAGGUUCUCGCAUAUGUUGAAGAUGUCCUCAAUGACCGAAAAGAACCUGAUAAUGCAGUCGGACGAGCACUUCUGGAUUUAGUGAGUUCUGUACCUAAAAUGACUCCUGAACAGUUCAAUAACAUGUUUAACUCUAAUGUUAAGGAUCUACUUAUGGUGGUAACUCUUUCACAAUUAAUUAAAACUCAAUUGCAGCUGAAUGAGAAAUUAACUUUAUUGACAACUUUGUAA